AUUUUUUGUAAAUCAAUUUUGAAAGCAGAAAGAAAGCUCAGUGGAAAGUUUUGAUUUCUAUAGGUGCUAGGUGAAGAAGAAAUAAUAAUUGUGUAUAAUAGUUUUGUAUUGUGUAUUGUUUGCAUUUGAAGCAUGCAUAACUAUUUAUCCCAAGAAAAAAACCCACCACAGGAUGAUAAUAACCCACUUGCAUUGGAAUCCGUCAAUAAAUAUGUAUAUGUUAAACAUAAUUUUGUCCCUACAUUACAAGAGCAGGGAUACACUGGGUCAAAGGUUCUAGUAAAUCCUCUUUUUAACAAAAAAAUAUUCGUCAAUCCAAAUUAUCAUGUCCCUUCCACAUCUUUGCCUACCAAGAUUCAUAUCAAUCCAAGAAUAAAAACUGCAGAUCUAGCAGAGAACAUAACUAAGAACAACAUACACAUCAAUCCUAAAGUAUUGAGAAAUAUACCAAUAAUGGAGAGUAAUUUUUCAAAAAACUCUCUGCUAAAUCACCGUAUUGAGCAAUCUCCAAAGACUGUAGUUACAAUACCACAAAGAGUGAGGAGAACAUCUGUUUGUUCUAAAUUCAAAAUAGUUAGAUCCACAUAUAACUCAAGCCCUAGCCUUAAAAAAAGGUAUGAAAAAUGUAAUAAGACAUUGGUGAAUACCAGAUAUAAAUUUAGCAGAGGGAUGCCUUCUAACAGGUCACCACCAAAAUCUACAAAGAUAGCAAACAAAUAUAAGCUUGAUAACAGGAAGAACAAAAAUAUAAUAACAUCACCAAAAAAUAAGUUCAUAUAUGUGAAUAGAUUCCUGAGUAUAAGGGAUAUAGCAAAGAAAGUACUCUUGAAACCAAAUAAAAAAUCAAAAUCUAAUCUGGUCAAUAUUAGAGGAACUAUGUACAAUAAAUCACCUAAUUCAUUGAGGAGGACAUCUACAUCAAGAAAAUCAAUACCAAAUAUAUUGAAAGUUCAAAAUAUGAUAUCCAAAUCCAAGUACAAAUAUGUUAGAAGAACACUUCUUGCAACUACAGAUAAUAAGUUGAGAUAUACCAAGAGGGUAUCAAAGGUUAAAAGUAGAGUUUCUACUGAAAAAUUGAAGAAGUGUAACAUACCUUGUCCCUAUUAUAGAAAACUUGGGCGUUGCAAAGGAAAAGAAAUUGGAAAAUGUAACAGAAAACAUGAUCCUGAUCAAGUAGCUUUGUGUACAAAGUUUCUUCAAGGAGCCUGCAUUGAUAAUAAAUGUUUGUUAUCUCAUAAUGUUUCUCCUGAAAAGAUGCCAACUUGCAAGUUUUACCUAGAAGGUACUUGUUCAAGAGAUGAUUGCCCUUAUCUACAUGUCCGCAUAAGUCCUAAGGCAGAUAUCUGCAGGGAUUUUCUUGAAGGCUUCUGCAAAAAAGCCUCUGAGUGUGACAAGCGUCACCAAUUUUUAUGUCCUGAUUAUGAAAAAAGAGGCUGUGGAAAAGUUCGUUGUCCUUACCCUCAUGGCAAGAUGGUAAGAAAGUAUUCCCUAUUAAAUAGGAACAAAUUUGUCAAGAAAUCUUCUGAUAAUGUCAAAUCAAAACCCAGUCAGAAGUGUGAAAAUUACAUAGAGAAGAAGGAACCACACCAUAUUUUGAGUACUGAUGAAUUGGCAACUAAUCCUGUUGGUAUCAAUAAACGCUACUAUGCUGAGGAAAAAGUAGUAGAGAACCAAAAUAUUGAUUUAGAGAGUUGUGUAGACACAAAUGAAUGUGAUCAAGAUGUUGGUUUCAGAUCUAGGCCAAAACUGGGCGAAUUGCCAUCAUACAUUGCUUUCAAAGAAUUAUGAUGAACAUUUCUUGGCAACUAAUUUUCUUAAAUUAUUGAAUAGCUCAUUAGGCUAGUUGUAUUAUUAUUGUACUAUUGAAAUUGAUAUUAAAAAAUAUAUUCUUG
Molecule: messenger RNA, 1892 nt
Organism: Phaedon cochleariae (mustard beetle)
Lineage: Eukaryota; Metazoa; Arthropoda; Insecta; Coleoptera; Chrysomelidae
Source: the annotation of a GenBank genome assembly